AAACGGCGUCGUUCGCGUGUCUGUCAGCGUUUUUACUCUAAUUAUACGCUAUCGCUGCUGUUUUCAUUUGGUCUGUAUUGAUGACAGCUUUACUGCCUGACACCACUCAUUUCAUUUACAGCGCUUUUACAAUCGCCUAUACCCUACAGGCGACAUAAUGACUCAGGAUUUGAGCCUAUUUGUCGAAGGACAGAUAAUUUAAUAAGCAGAUUAAUGAUCUACAUUAGGCCUGAUUGUGGGCAGCUUAUUGAGUGUCAGUGCAUCAAUAAAAAUCUGACUUAAUCUGCGUCUGAUUUAAGGGAAAACCCGCUGCAUGUAGGUUCAAUAACCCUGAAUAAUCCUAAUCAGUGAUGAAACCGUGGAGAGGCUAUAGAUCUGCGUGGUAAUUGUUUUACAGGGUGUAUUGAUUUGCAGUGCUGAUCCAUUGCAGUCCAGUUAUAAUAGGUCUCCAGAUAGAUAGACUGAGAUCUAUAUUUAUACAGCUUCAGUAGUGCACAUGCAGUACAAGAAAGUAGGACACCACAGAGGAAACAGCAGUACAAAACACUGCAGAACAAUACUGUAAACAUCAAGGACAUACACCACAAAAAGGUGACUAGCUGGUUUUGAUGAUCGAUCGGCUCCUGUGUAAUAUGGUUGCCUUGACCUGAUUGACCGUCAGCGGAUGGUGCCUUCAGAUGGUAAUGGAGAGCUGUAAACAAGGCUGAGUUAACAUAGAAGAACUCAACUGACUCUGUAAAGGAUAGAAGUCUUUGGAGCCUGAUCUUAUGAGGACACUCGGUUUUUCCCACAGCUCUGUGCUGUGCUAAGAGUCCAGCUGGAAGUGAGGGCGCCCUGAGGCAGAGCUAUGGGCUGUGGGGGGAGCAGGACUGAUGCUCUGGAGCCUCGGUACCUGGAGAGCUGGACCAAGGAGACUGAGUCGACAUGGCUGACCGGCACGGACACUGAUAUCCCCCUGUCGUCCAUCCAGAGCAUCCCCUCUGAGAACUCUGAGGCCGGCUUCGCGUCAGAGAAAACAAUCAGCCCUGCUCCAGAUUUCUUCGAGGACGGCCUCCCUCUUCCCGCUCAGGCGUACCUAAAGGUCUGUUCAGCUGUGUCUGAAGCCAGUCUGAAUGACGUGAAACCCAGCACUCCGCCUGCAAUACUGGGCUCUCCACCCAAGGAGGCGGUGUUACCAUCAUCUGGCACCACAGUGCAGCGCAGAAGCGUUCUACACACUGAAGAGAUUACAAAAUGGCAGGACAAUCGGAUGUCGACCAAGCAGGUGACCAUCACGGUGACACAGAGCAUCCACCAGGUGGACAAGAAUGGGAAGGUGAAGAAGUCCCUCACCACCUAUGAGGUCAUGAAGCCUGUGGAGAGCCUCAAACAGGUGGCUACACAAAACACUUGAGUGCAGGGGAGGC
Molecule: messenger RNA, 1406 nt
Organism: Epinephelus moara (kelp grouper)
Lineage: Eukaryota; Metazoa; Chordata; Actinopteri; Perciformes; Serranidae
Gene: baalcb
Product: BAALC binder of MAP3K1 and KLF4 b
Exons: 5
Coding region: 848-1393 (181 amino acids)
Cellular component (GO): cytoplasm
Source: RefSeq, a predicted model, not a curated record